AUGGCGAAUCAAAACAAUGUGACUGAAUUUGUACUACUGGGGCUCACAGAAAGCCCAAGGAUGCAAAAAAUCAUAUUUGCUGUGUUUUUGUUCAUCUACGUCAUUUCCAUGGUAGGAAAUGUGCUCAUCCUUCUCAUCAUCAUCGUUAGCCCAUUACGGAAGUCCCCUAUGUACUUUUUCUUAGCCCAUCUCUCCAUUAUUGAUGCCUGCUACUCCUCAGUCAAUAAUCCAAAACUGAUUGCAGAUUCACUUCAUGAAAAGAAGACUAGCCUGUUCAACACAUGUAUGACUCAAGUCUUUGCAGAACAUUUCAUAGGUGGUGCUGAGAUCAUCCUGCUGACUGUGAUGGCCUAUGACCGCUAUGUGGCCAUCUGCAAGCCCUUGCACUAUGCAACCAUCAUGAACAGGAGAUUGUGCAGCCUGCUUUUGGGUCUGUCCUGGGUGGGCGGCUUCUUGCACGGAGCCAUACAGAUGUUCUUCAUCCUGCCACUGCCAUUCUGUGGCCCAAAUAUCAUAGAUCACUUCAUGUGUGACCUCAUCCCUCUGCUCCAGGUGGCCUGCACCGACACCCACAUUCUGGGGCUCUUUGUUGCUGCCAACAGUGGAUUUAUGUGUCUGUUAAAUUUCCUGCUUCUCUUGGUCUCCUAUGCAUCUAUUCUGUUCUCCUUAAAGACCCACAGUGUGCAGGGCAGGCAGAAAGCCCUCUCCACCUGUGUCUCCCACAUCANGAUGAUUUUAGUUUGCUUCAGUCCUGUUUGUGUGUUUUUGUUGAUUUCCUGGGCUUUUGAGGUUUCUUUCCAAAAAGUCCUCAUUCAUUCCAUUGUAAAGUCCAGGUUUGGAUAUAUUGCCAUGGGAGACCAAAUUAUAGGAAUUACAGAGCCUUUAUGA
Molecule: messenger RNA, 888 nt
Organism: Octodon degus (degu)
Lineage: Eukaryota; Metazoa; Chordata; Mammalia; Rodentia; Octodontidae
Product: olfactory receptor 4C13-like
Exons: 2
Coding region: 1-888 (295 amino acids)
Biological process (GO): G protein-coupled receptor signaling pathway
Cellular component (GO): membrane
Molecular function (GO): G protein-coupled receptor activity; olfactory receptor activity
Source: RefSeq, a predicted model, not a curated record